AUGGAGUUCCGCGACUGUUUUGCCUGGUCGUAUGAUGAGAUGCCGGGCCUUGACCCUGAUAUCGCCGAGCAUAAACUUCCAUUGAAAAGUGGGUUUCGGCCAUUUCGGCAACCUCCCCGACGGAUGUCCAGGGAAGUGGAUACUCUCAUCCAAGAUGAAAUUAAGCGGCUGGAAGAUGCCAAGUUUAUUCGGGAAGCCCAGUACACCGAAUGGCUCUCUAAUAUCGUACCGGUGAUGAAGAAAAACGGGAAGCUAAGAGUAUGUGUGGAUUUUCGAAACCUCAACUUGGCCACACCCAAAGACGAAUACCCGAUGCCGGUGGCCGAUAUGCUAAUAGACAGGGCAGCAGGACACACGAUACUCAGUUUCCUCGAUGCGCACUCUGGAUACAACCAAGUUCCAAUCAGCAAAGAGGACAUCUCCAAAACAGCUUUCCGAUGCCCCGGGCCGAUCGGAGCGUACGAAUGGGUAGUGAUGCCUUUCGGCUUGAAAAACGCGGGGGCAACAUAUCAGAGGGCGAUGAACAAAAUGUUUAGGGGCCUUGACUGCCUUGAAGUUUACAUCGACGAUGUCGUAAUCAAAUCAAAUACCGGCGAAAUCCAUCUGGCCGACCUCCAGAAAGGUUUCGAACGUAUACGACGUAAUGGGUUGAAGAUGAAUCCUCUUAAAUGCGCAUUCGACGUUUCGGCUGGAAACUUCUUGGGAAGAGAGACCGAUAAGUGGACAUGGACGGACGAGCAACAGAGGGUGUUCGAUGAUUUAAAAGGUUACUUGGAAAAACCUCCGGUUAUGACCCCUCCAAAGCCGAAUAAGCCAUUAUUACUAUACCUAUCGGCUGCACACGAAUCCCUAGGAUGUAUGCUCGCCCAAGAGGACGAUGGGGUCGAGAGAGCAGUCUACUAUUUGUGCCGAGGGCUGACGAACACAAAAAUUCGCUAUACCGACAUAGAAAAAAUGUGUCUAUGCCUAUACUUCACGUGCUGCAAGCUGCGAUACUAUAUGUUGCCGGUCGUAGUGUACGUUUUGUCCCAGACCGAUAUCAUUAAGUAUAUCUUAUCAAAACCAUACCUAAGGAAUCGGAUUGGAAAAUGGGCGAUUGCAAUGUCCGAAUUCACAUUGGUGUAUGUUCCCCAAAGAGCAGUAAAAGGACAAGUGUUGGCAGACUUCUUGGCCGAUCACCCUGGUAUUACCCUCAAGGAAGAAACAGUCACGUUCUUCGACAUCGCCGUAUGGGAGAUGUGGUUCGACGGGUCCUGGACAAGCCAGGGGGCAGGCGCGGGAGCAGAAUAUGAGGCCCUCAUAUUCGGUUUCAAGAUUUUAGCCGAGCUGGGGGCAAAGGCGAUCAGUGUAAAAGGGGAUUCUUUGCUAGUCAUUAAACAAGUGACAGGAGAAUUCAAAUGCGAGUCCGAACUACUGGUAAGAUAUUGCAACAAGGCGAAACACCUGUUCGAAGGCUUUCAGGAUGCGAGGAUAGAAUACACAGGGAGGGCCGAUAAUAACGUCGCGAAUGACCUCGCUCAGCACGGUAGAAGGUACAAGGUAAACCUCCAGUUCCAUGCGAUAGAGAGGGAGACGCCGAAUCUCCACACUGGAGGAAUCACCAUCGACGAAAAGCAAUUCUCCAUCUACCAGCUUGAUGUUACCCAAGAUUGGAGGGCCGAGCUCCUGAAAUGGUUCGAAAAGCCAGACCCCACGAAUAGAAGGUUGAGAACUUUAGCCCUAUAUUACAUGGUGUUAGCUGGCAAAUUAUAUAAGAAGGGCUUUGAAGGGCUACUCUUCAGAUGCAUCGGCCCAAAAGAAGCGAUGCUUGCAAUGGCCGAGGUACACGAAGGGAUAACAGGCGCUCACCAGGCGGGCCCCAGAAUGAGGUGGCUUAUCCAUAAAUACGGCUUUUAUUGGCCGAAAAUGGAACAGGACUGCAUAAGAUAUGCCAAAGGUUGCGAAGCUUGUCAGAAAUUCGGCCCUAUACAGCACGUCCCGGCCGAAGACCUGCACUCCAUCAUCAAGCCAUGGCCAUUCAGAGGAUGGGCGGUCGACCUGAUAGGAAAAAUAUACCCUGGCUCGUCAGAUGGCCAUACUUUCGUUAUCAUCGCCACUUGCUACUUCACUAAGUGGGUCGAGGCCAAACCCUUGAAAUCACCAACGCAAGAAGCUGUCAUCAAAUUAUUCAAAGAAUAUAUCGUCCACAGACAUGGAUUACCCGAAUCAAUAACCACUGACCAGGGGACGAUUUUCACAGGAGGCGAUAUUGUUUGGUGGGCUUCUCAGAUGAAGAUUAAAAUGUUACAUUCAACGCCAUACUACGCCCAAGCCAACGGACAGGCCGAAGCUACAAACAAAGCUAUCAAGCUUAUAGUUCAGAAGAUGAUUGAAGAAAACCCGAGACAAUGGCAUGUGCUCUUAUCAGAAGCAGUUUGGGCGAAUAGAACUAGCCAGAAAUCAGCCACCGGGACUUCGCCUUUCAGACUGGUGUAUGGUUAUGAUUCAAUGUUGCCAAUGGAGCUGACAGUCGCGUCUACUCGCCGCAGAUACUAG
This is a messenger RNA of Mercurialis annua (annual mercury), 2535 nucleotides long. RefSeq lists its product as uncharacterized. Gene Ontology annotation, molecular function: RNA-DNA hybrid ribonuclease activity; nucleic acid binding. Bases 1 to 2535 code for a protein of 844 amino acids. The transcript has 3 exons. Gene Ontology annotation, biological process: DNA integration. Lineage: Eukaryota; Viridiplantae; Streptophyta; Magnoliopsida; Malpighiales; Euphorbiaceae. The record is from RefSeq and is a predicted model, not a curated record.